CCACUUGCUUUCCAAAUUGAACCCGGCCGCCGAGGAGUCUCUCUCUCUCUUCACUUCCAUGGGACGGCGAAAAAGCGGCGGCACCAAAGCUGAAGCUGACGGCCAGAAGAGCCAUGGGCUCGCCCUGGGCACCGCCUGCGUCGAGGGAGACAGAAUGGGGGUGGACGGCGAGGAGAUGGAUGAGAAGGCCGAGAGCUCCAACCUCGACGACUCGCCGUUGAUGCGCGGACAACACCAGCGCCGACUACUACUUCGUUCCUAUCCCCAUUUCGGUACUGCUCAUUUCGGUACGGCAAAGUGGAUGUAUAAGUCAGGCAAGAUCUACUUUAAUAAGACUCUUAAAGUAUGAUCCCGACUGUUCUCUGGGAAAUUGGUUGCUCCAUGGGCAUCCUCAAGUUAUUCUAGCCUACCUGAAAUAUCAAUGGUCUCUUGGUGAUGAUCUUAAACGGCAGGAAGCAUUUUCUCUUUUACAGCUAGAACUGUCAUGUUUAUCUUUCCACUAGACUAGAGUUAAUGAGAAACUGAAUUUUCAAUCUAUUGUCAAUUUUCAUCUAUGAUUUUCUUAGGAUUUAACUCUACAAUUAGCUUCUACGAAUGCCCACUCCAUGACACCCAUUGUUCCGGGUAAUGCUCCUAAUUCUAGUAUUCCUCUCCUUGCUCGUGCAUAUCUGCAACUUGGGACCUGGAAGAGGGCACUUUCCCCUAUAUUAGAUGAUGACUCAAUACAAGAGAUCCUUGUACCCCUUAAAAAUGCUGCACAUUAUGCUAAGGCCUGGGCAAAAGCAUGGCAUAUGUGGGCCUUAUUCAAUACAGCCGUGAUUCCUCAUUAUACAUUAAGAGGUUGCCCUGAUGUUGCAGCAAAGUAUGUUGUUGCGGCUGUCACUGGAUAUUUCUAUUCCAUAGCUUGUGCAUCAACUGCUAAGGGAGGAGUUGAUGACAGCUUACAGUAUGAAUGAAGCUGUAAAAAAUCUCAGCAGAAGGAAUAUACAAUGCUCAAACUGGACUGCUUUGCAUGGUUGGUUGUGGCUAUGUUGCUUCUUUGGUUGCUAAGCAGCAGAUGGAAAGAGGUGAGAUAAUGGACAGUGAAAUUAUUAUUAGCAUCCAAUUUGCUCCUCUGAAGCACAGCGCAGGGGAUAAAAUCACUGGCACAAUUAGGAGCACACAAGACAAGAUGGACCAUUAUUCUUUGAGCCGUUUGGCAUUACAUCAUCAGCUAUCUAUACAGAGCAGGCAAUUCACUCUUCCAUGUGAAGAAGAACCAAGAAGUACUUCCAUCCAUAUCUAUUAUUAUGCACAUCAUUCUCACUUUGGGGAGUAUGAUUCCUUUGGUGCUCUAUUAUUAUGCUACAUUGAAAGUGUGUUAUCUGAAAGAAAGAGAAGGAAAAUGUGUUUGGUGUUGCACACUGGUGCACCUUGAAUGACCAUCAGAUGGAAACAAAGGCGUUAACAGAAGAGGCAAUCUCAAUGGCUGAGAAGAAGAUGAACAUGAGCUUAGAUGAUAUUAUUAAAAUGUCGAAGAAAAAUGCUGCUAAAGGGAAAAGACCUCCGAGGCCUCCUAUUAAAAACAACGGCUUUCAGAAUAGGAAUCCUUCCCAUGGUAAUGCCGUGCUACAUGGAUUCAUGGAUUCCAGAUCUUCAAUUAGACAGGGUGUGCUUGCAAAGAGAAGGUCAAAUGUUCAUGGGAAUCAAUUCCCAGUAAUUACAGAGAUGGCUAGGAAGGCUGCUGCCAUUUCUGUCCAGAACAGGAUGAGAAAUCCGAAUGGCAGAUGUGUAUUGACACCCCUUCAAAGGAGUGCUGAUGCUGACUCCGAUAUCAAGCAGCUUCAAGCCUUGGAUGCAAUCUUUGCAAGUAUGAAUGCGACGAGGAUGGAUUUUGUGAUCGAAAAGAUUAAUCCUGGAGGCAGCAUGCAGUUGGUACAGAGGCCCUUUGGCUCAAGGCAGCAGCAAGGAAGAGGUGGUCGUCGCCCUCGAGGUGGUGUUCAUCCGGGACAAAGGCACUUUGGCUCAGGGCAACGGCAAGGAAGAGGUGGCCCUCGUGGUGGUGCUCAUGGUGGGCGUCGUGCUGCUGAUCGAUCGCCUUCAGCUCACUGACUUUGCUAAAUAAGAACAGUUAGUUUGCUGUUGCCCAGUGAACAAUUAGCUCGUUGUAUUUUAUUUGUUACAUUGUUUUCAUAUUCACAUCAAAGUCAGGUGCUUAAGGUGGAAAUCUAUGUCCCAACUAAUCUGUACACUCUCACUAAUCAUUAGAGUUUCUUGAAAGCACAAAUUACUUGGAUUUUUAUCAA
Molecule: messenger RNA, 2285 nt
Organism: Zingiber officinale
Lineage: Eukaryota; Viridiplantae; Streptophyta; Magnoliopsida; Zingiberales; Zingiberaceae
Exons: 11
Coding region: 1429-2091 (220 amino acids)
Source: RefSeq, a predicted model, not a curated record